AUGAUUCUGUUAUUGCAGAGUGGGGAGGGCACAGGAAAGGAAGAGAAGGAGGGGGGAGUUAGGAGGCCGCGCAUGCGCUCAGGACGCCGCGAGCGCGUGCGAGGGAGCGGCGCUCGCGGCGGCCUCGCCCGGCGGUCCUCCGGCGGCGCACAUAGUAACCGAGGAGAGAGGAAGAGCCGACACCGCCCGGCGCCGGCGGAGGAGCGGGGCGUGGAC
Molecule: messenger RNA, 216 nt
Organism: Brenthis ino (lesser marbled fritillary)
Lineage: Eukaryota; Metazoa; Arthropoda; Insecta; Lepidoptera; Nymphalidae
Source: the annotation of a GenBank genome assembly